CACAACACUGACAUAAAGGCACAAAAGUGGCAUCUGUUGCUGUCACGGCUUGAUAGAACCAAGAAGACCAUUGAGGAUGGAAAGCGAAACAAGCACUAUUUAGACAUGAAUUUGCGGGCUGCAGUUGCACACUAUUGGACUAUAAGCCUGGUGGGCUGGAUGUAGAAUUUACUGAAUGGAUAUACCUGAGGUGGGGGAAGUUUACAAAACAAGUCCCACCUCCUGAUUAAUCAUUGGAGAGGAAUCGUAUUCAUAUAUGGGCUGAAGAGCGAUAGUAGAUUAAUGGACUUUUCCAUGUUUUUUGUUUCAAUAUUUUAUGGCAAGAUAUUUAAUUUCACAUUAGCCUGCAAGUUGUUUCGUUAAAUGGAUUGCUCCUAAUUAACUUUUGAGCAUCCGUGUCGUUACAGUCCGUCGUUUUUUGCUCCCGCUGACUGGCAGCUGGCAAUGUAUGGUAGUAGUCUAUGACUUUCUGAUGUAAGUGUAGCUAUUGGAGUUGGUGGAUCAGAAAAUUAAGUUCGAGAGUGCGUGUCACGUUUUCACAUUUUACCGACAAUUCGGAGGAGUAGGCUACACGCUAUGGAGAGUGAAACGAACGGUAACAUCUCGAUCACUUCCCAGCUUCACCUGAACAACAGCACCAAUGCGAAUGACAGGGUGGACUCGUAUGGGUUUGAGAUGCCUGAGGGUUAUGAGUCCUAUGAGAAGAUGAUGGCUGAGUAUGUAGCCGUGCUCACCAGAAGGUCCAUCAAGUGGUCUAAACUCCUACAGGGGAAAGUCCACGUGGAGAAGAACCUGAAGGUGAAGCGGUACGUGCGUAAGGGUGUGCCCAACGAGCACCGAGCCCAGAUCUGGAUGGCAGCCAGCGGGGCCCAGGAGCAGCUGGAAAAGAACCCAGGGUACUACCACACUCUGCUGGGCACCGAGCAGCAGCACGAUGCCAAGCUGGAGGAGACCGUCAGGAUAGACAUGCACAGAACGUUCCCUGACAACGUGCAGUUCCGGAACAGCUCAGAGCCCUGUCUGCAGAAGGCCCUGUACAACGUGCUGCUGGCGUAUGGACACCACAACCAGGCUGUGGGAUACUGCCAGGGUAUGAACUUCAUUGCAGGCUACCUCAUCAUCAUCACUAAGGAUGAAGAGAAGUCCUUCUGGCUCAUGGACUCUUUGUUGGGAAGAAUACUCUCUGACUACUACAGCCCGGGCAUGCUGGGGUUGAAGACGGACCAGGAGGUGUUGGGCGAGCUGGUGAGGGUCAAAGCCCCAGCUGUGUGGCAGGCCAUGGGCCAACACAACGUCAUGUGGACCCUGGUGGUCUCCAGGUGGUUCAUCUGCCUCUACAUCGAUGUCCUGCCUGUAGAGACAGUUUUGCGGAUCUGGGACUGCCUGUUCUACGAGGGCUCUAAGAUCCUGUUCCGCGUGGCCCUGACUCUGAUCCUCCACCACCAGGCUGAGAUCCUGCAGGCCCGCUCCAUGGUCGAGGUGUGUGAGCGCUUCAAACUGAUCACCCAGGGAGCCUUCACAUACGACUGCCACACCUUCAUGCAGGAAAUCUUCAGGGAACCAGGAAGUCUCUCCAUGGCAACCAUCACUAAGCUAAGGGAGACAUGCCGAGAACACAUAGUGGCUGAGAUGUCCAGACUCCACCCUUGACCACUAAUAACCUCUUAAGGCAAUCACCCUGUGGUUAUCCUGGGCUUGUUCCAGGUCAUCUUCAUUGCAGUUGCACUACAGAUGAUCAGAUUUCACAUCUGGAGAAACAACCGUUAUCUCAGGAACCACAUAAAUAUGAUGACAUGGCAAUCACUCUUCUGAGAUGCUGAAUUGAGCUGCGUGAUUGUAGUACCCCCAUCUAGCUAAAUAUGAUUUGUAUUGUAAAAAGCAUUAAACUGUAUUCUUGUA
This is a messenger RNA of Salvelinus namaycush (lake trout), 1899 nucleotides long. Its product is annotated as growth hormone-regulated TBC protein 1-A-like. Lineage: Eukaryota; Metazoa; Chordata; Actinopteri; Salmoniformes; Salmonidae. The record is from RefSeq and is a predicted model, not a curated record. The coding region runs from base 577 to 1650 and encodes 357 amino acids. The transcript is spliced from 8 exons.